Molecule: messenger RNA, 852 nt
Organism: Pararge aegeria (speckled wood butterfly)
Lineage: Eukaryota; Metazoa; Arthropoda; Insecta; Lepidoptera; Nymphalidae
Gene: gfzf
Product: glutathione S-transferase 1-1
Exons: 6
Coding region: 136-837 (233 amino acids)
Biological process (GO): glutathione metabolic process
Molecular function (GO): glutathione transferase activity
Source: RefSeq, a predicted model, not a curated record
GGCAAAUUGCUAGCACCAAUUCACUCCGUCGAGGUCACUGUCCAAGUCACUUCGAGUGAAAGGAUUUCAGUUGUGUUUUGGCACUAAGUUAACUUGUUGUGAACGUCUAUUAACUAUUUUGUAUAUAAUAAGACAAUGGUGAUAAAACUAUACGGAGUAUCUGACGGCCCACCAUCAAUUUCGGUGAGGCAAGCGUUGACGAUAUUGGAGAUCCCCUUUGAAUUGGUUAAUGUUGAUUAUGGUGCAGGCGAACAUAUGACUACGGAGUAUGCAAAGAUGAAUCCACAGAAAGAGAUUCCUGUCCUAGACGAUGAUGGAUUCUUUCUUAGCGAAAGCAAUGCUAUCCUGCAGUACAUCUGCGACAAGUAUAAGCCAGGAUCAGAUCUUUAUCCAAGGGAUCCUAAAACACGGGCCACUGUGCAUCAUCGACUCUGCUUCAACCUGUCAACAUACUACGCCAACAUAUCUGCUUAUACAAUGGCACCAAUUUUUUAUGAUUACGAGCGCACAGAUUUGGGAUUGAAGAAAGUGCACAUGGCAUUAGAAGUUUUAGAAACUUAUUUUGAAAGAUUGGGCACCAGUUACGCGGCAGCUAACCACUUGACUAUCGCUGACUUUCCGCUCAUUAAUACCACCAUGACUUUGGAAGCUAUAGAUUUUGACUUUAGCAAAUACAAAAGGAUUUCCAAUUGGUACAGUGAUUUCAAAAAGAAUUAUCCCGAACUCUGGAACAUUUCAGAAGGAGCAAUGAAGGAAGUUCAAUAUUUUGUAAAGAAUCCGCCUGAUUUAACACAUUUGAAUCAUCCAAUUCACCCAGCCCGUAAAAUAAAUAAAUAAAAGUUUUCUAUAUUA